ACACGCUCGACAUUUAGGAUAUCAUUCUCUAGUCCCUGCUCAAAACAAAGCUUACAAUGGCAAGCAACGCUUUGUUCGGCUUAGCUGUGUUGCUGAUAUGUGGAUCUAGGUCGACAGUUGUUAAUCAAACCACUAAAGAUACUUUAGUCAGUCCCAGUGUCAUAGAGGAAGGCGGAACUUUUACUGUGACAUGUGACGCGUCACGAGCUGGUGUACCAACAAGUGUCAUCUCUAUCGUGUCCUUGACUAUUGCGUCGUCAAAUGGGGGGACAGAGCCAAAAACUUUGGCAAGAAACAGACUGUACCCACCUCCCUACCAGUCUCAACUACCACCAAUAACUUCACCUGCAAGAAACUGGAGCUUUCAAUUCACUGGUAGCCUAUCCGCAACAUCUGAUAGACCAAUUAACAGGAACACGAUUAAAAUAGAAAUUGUGGUCAAUGAUGCUAAAUGCUCAGAUGCUGGCUUGUAUUUCUGUAACGCGACGUACCUAAAUGAAAACGAUGAUGAAACGCCAGCAAGCAACUAUCAAAAUGUCACAAGUAGAGCCCGAGCAGUACCUCUGUCCCUGAUGUUAGUUCCCCAGUACGAAGAGGGACUGGGUCCAUACCAGUCAGUCAAUCCUGCAGGGUCUAAUGUUACUUUGACGUGUAACGUUAAUGGUCCAAAAGCAUUAAUCUUCACCUGGAAGUACGGCCCUUCUAUUUAUGACGUCAACAGUUUCACGUCAUAUCCUGUACAAAACGCUGUAUCAGUUGCUGAACCUGUGCUGGUCAGUUCUGGGACAACAUGUGUCCAAUAUAUUCAUUCGUCAACACUGAAGUUUCAAACAGAAGACAUGUAUGAUGGCUACAUGUAUGUGUGUGUGGCUACAGAAAACAACAGAGACACUAAAAUUGGGAACAUGACCAUAUACACUAAAAUAGUUACACCAGCUCCUUAGAUAGCAUAUCAGCAGAUACAUGUACAAACAUUUAAUUAGUACCUCAAAGUCCUCCUGCAGGCCAAAAGUGAUAGAAUAACACAAUCGUGGUACAAGAAGUUCUGUGAGGAAUUCAGUAAAAUUGUGAAAUUCUGCGUCAUGUGGCAAUUUUUUUAUAUAUCUUAAAUAAUAUUGUUGUUACAAAAUUGGUAAGAAAUAUAAUACAUCCAGAUUUGUGUUAAACAUUUACAAUUAUUGGAUAAUGUAGGAAACUUAAUUAUGUA
Physella acuta is the source of this 1207-nucleotide messenger RNA. RefSeq lists its product as uncharacterized. Lineage: Eukaryota; Metazoa; Mollusca; Gastropoda; Physidae. The record is from RefSeq and is a predicted model, not a curated record.